Molecule: messenger RNA, 1905 nt
Organism: Balaenoptera acutorostrata (minke whale)
Lineage: Eukaryota; Metazoa; Chordata; Mammalia; Artiodactyla; Balaenopteridae
Gene: FSCB
Product: fibrous sheath CABYR binding protein
Biological process (GO): negative regulation of protein sumoylation
Cellular component (GO): sperm principal piece; sperm fibrous sheath
Molecular function (GO): calcium ion binding
Source: RefSeq, a predicted model, not a curated record
AUGGAAGAAAGUUAUGAAUCUGAUCACCGUAUCUCAGCAGGGAGGCAAGAAAUUCGAAAGAGAAGCCGACCCAGCCAACCAAUGGUAGAUAAAUCCCAGCAGACUGAAGUGACAGAGAAAAAGAAACAAUUGUCUAUACCACAAUCAUCUGUCCCCAAAAGUAACCUUAGUAUUGGUAAUAUUCCUGGAAGCAAAUUCAACUAUGAAUGUCAUAGAGUAUCUUCUCAACUUCAGCAAACUUACAAGAGGGAGAGUGUACAUGAUAUGACUGAUACAUCUCUGCAGACAGAAACUACUGCAGAAGAGAAAAAAGAAGAAAUCCAGUCAGUUUGUGAAACAGUGGUACCUGAAGAAAAGCCAGCUGCUAUUGGAGAAGCAGCCCCUGAAUUUCCAGAGAGUGUUCAGGAAGUAGAAAUUCCACCAAGCAGACACUCAGUUCAACUCAAAACAGACAGAUCUCAGCAGACCAGUUGUACUGGAGACUGGACAAUGAUGAACAUUCCUUAAAAAGGAAAAGUAGACAAGGAAGAGCAGACAUACUUUAGUGAAUAAGAAAUAGUGGUUAUUGGCUGGGCAAGUAAUGCUUUUCCAAAGUCAAAGGAAGGGCAGAAACGCAAAUCCUCAGGAAAGAUUUUUGUUUCUGAACAUCCUGAAUUUCAACCCACAACAAGUAACAACGAAGAAAUUAGGCAGCAAAGUAUUAACAGAGCUUUAUCUAUUCCACCAACCAAAAAAGAUGCUCCAGUACUUUUAGAAGAUGGGAAAGAUGUUCCAGCUGAAGUACAGCCUCCUGCUGCAGAAGAGAGCUCUGCUGAAGUGCAACUCCCACUAGCUGAGGAGAUUACUGCAGAAGAGGUUUCUGCUGAAGUUCAGCCUCCGGCAUCUGAAGAGGCUUCUGUUGAAGUACAGCCUUCCCCAGCAGAAGAGCCUUCUGAAGAUGAGGCCCCUGCUAAAGUAGAGCCCACCUCAGCUGAAGAGGCUCUUUUAAAAGAGCUUCCUGCUGAAGUUCAGCCUCCAGCAGCUGAAGACGCUCCUACACAAGAGGUCCCAGAACUUCAAAGUUCACCAGGGGAGUCCCCUGCAGAAGAGGCCCCAGCUGAAGUUGAGUCUCCUCCAGCUGAGGUGGCCUCUGCUGAGCUUCAGUCUCUACCAGCUGAGGAGGCCCCUGCAGAAGAGGUCCCAGAAGUUCAGUCUCUACCAGCUGAGGAGACCCCUGCAGAAGAGGCCCCAGAAGAAGUUCAGUCUGCACAAGCUGAGAAUGCCCCUGCAGAGAAGUCCUCUGCCAACAUUCAGUCUCCACCCACUGAGGAGACCUCUGCAGAAGAGGUCCCAGAAGAAGUUCAGUCUCUGCCAGCUGAGGACACCCAUGCAGAAGAGGCCUCCGCCAAAGUUCAGCCUCCACCAGCAAAAGAGGCCCCUGCAGAAGAGGCCUCCACCAAAGUUCAGUCUCCACCAGCUGAGAAGACCCUUGCAGAAGAGGCUGCAGCUGAACUUCAACCUCUGCCAGCAGAGGAGCCUUCUGCAGAGGAGGCCCCUGCUGAAUUUCAGCCUCCAUCAACUGAAGAAACUACUUCGGAAAUGUUCUCUGUUGACAAACAGUCUUCACUAGCUGAAGCGUCCUUUAUUACACAAAUCUCUAUAAAAGAAACCUCUGCUGAAGUUCUGCUUCCACCAUCUGAGCAAACACCUGAAGAUGAAGCUCUGGUAGAGAAUGUGUCUAUGGUUUAUCAGUCUCCCCAGGCAGCGGACAUCCUGGUGGUAAAAUUAGGAUCAGGGAUUUUGGAAGAUAAGCCAAAAUCUGAAGAGCCUUUAGAAUGGGAUGCAGUUCCUGAAGAUUCAUCUGAUACCAAGAAUGAAGAGGUUUCUAUUAAAAUAAAAGGUGUCAUCCAUAUAGAACUGGAAUAG